Phlebotomus papatasi is the source of this 1816-nucleotide messenger RNA. RefSeq names its product pro-resilin (gene Muc91C). NCBI's taxonomy places the organism in Eukaryota, Metazoa, Arthropoda, Insecta, Diptera, Psychodidae. The coding region runs from base 155 to 1408 and encodes 417 amino acids. The record is from RefSeq and is a predicted model, not a curated record. The transcript has 4 exons.
UGGUAUUCAGUUUGUCGAACACGGUGGUAGCAAAUAGUUCCUCUUUUUCGUGAAGUUCCCUUCCACAGUUCAGUGUCCACAAGAAGGAACUACCUCAGACGAAAGUACCAAUUUGCUGCACUUUGUCGCAACGAAAACCACGAUAGGCGUGAAAAUGCAGUUCGUUGUGGUGCUAUGCUGCCUGAUGGGCACCGCUUUUGCUGGCGAGUUGGUUAAGCGUGAAGCACCACUCCCAUCAAGUUACUUGCCGCCUUCCUCAGGCCACAAUGGAGGACACUCAGGAGGAGGAUAUCCCGGUGGACAUGGUGGACAUUCCGGUGGACAUGGUGGACAUUCUGGUGGACAUGGUGGGCAUUCUGGUGGGUUCGGAGGUGGAUUCGGAGGUGGUUUCGGAGGUGGUGCUCCAUCUGGUUCAUACGGACCCCCAGCUCCCCCAUCCAGCUCAUACGGGCCUCCAUCCAACUCCUAUGGUCCCCCACCAUCUCGUCCUUCCCCAAGCUAUGGACCCCCUCCCUCAAGGCCUUCCCCAAGCUACGGACCCCCACCAUCCAGGCCAUCCUCUAGCUAUGGUCCCCCACCAUCUCGCCCAUCCCCAAGCUACGGACCUCCUCCCUCUUCAAGCUACGGACCCCCACCAUCUCGCCCAUCCCCAAGCUACGGACCUCCACCAUCCAAGCCAUCUUCUAGCUAUGGACCCCCACCAUCCAGGCCCUCAUCCAGCUAUGGACCUCCACCAUCUAGGCCAUCCAGCAGCUACGGACCCCCUGCCACUUCUUACGGUGUCCCAGCUGCUCCCUCUUCCUCUUACGGUGCUCCUAGCUUCGGUGGUUCUUCCCAUGGAUCUUCUGGAGGUUUCGGCGGAUCAUCUCAUGGUGGUAGCUUCGGUGGCAGCUUCGGCGGCUCAUCCCAUGGCAGUUUCGGUGGUGCACCCUCUUCCUCAUACGGAGCCCCAGCUCCUCCUUCUUCAUCCUACGGACCACCAUCCUCUAGCUAUGGCGCUCCUGCUCCCCCAUCUUCGACUUACGGAGCUCCCAGCUUUGGUGGAUCACACGGAGGAUCCCACGGUGGAUCUCACGGUGGUAGCUCCCACGGAAGCUCUCACUCCUUCGGUGGAAGCAGCAGCUUCAGUGCUCCAUCCUCAUCCUACGGAGCUCCAGCCGCGCCAUCUCCUAGCUACGGCGCCCCAUCCCCGCCAUCAUCCAGCUACGGACCCCCAUCCCCGCCAUCCUCUAGCUACGGACCUCCCUCUGGAGGAUACAGCGGCGGUGGUGGUGGAUUCUCAUCCCAUGGUUCCAGCGGUGGUUUCGGAGGUGGUUUCGGCGGUGGAUUCUCCUCAGGAGGAGGACAUAGUUCUGUUCCCGAAACCAUUCCCCAGAGCUACGCGUCCAACGGUGGCUACAGCUACUAAAGCAUCUCGUGAGUUUGUCCUGGUCCUCAUCCUCAUGCUGACUCUUGAGGGCCGGGUACGUCCAAAGCCGACCAAAACCAUUGCAAUUUGAAAUGUGCCUGAAAAAAAACCUUCAUUCCCAUAUCUUUUUGUUUCUAGUGUAAAUUAUUUAAUUUUUCUUGUUUUCUCGUGUGUUAUUAUUAAUUGUAUAGCCAAGUAAGUGCCUAUCCAUCCAAACAAACUCACUAUCUCAUUGCUCUUCCCGCGAUGCACAAGAUAUUUCACAUUGCAACGAAUAAGACCAUCGGCUGAGACACAGAUCCAUAAUUCCGUCAACUCGAAAUACUCAACCUCAUGUGUUUUUUUUGUACUUGGAAGGUCUUUUGUAAUAAAUUCUCAAGAUGUUUCUCCAGAAAUAAAAGAAAUAAA